Messenger RNA from Knipowitschia caucasica, 1536 nucleotides. NCBI's taxonomy places the organism in Eukaryota, Metazoa, Chordata, Actinopteri, Gobiiformes, Gobiidae. The record is from the annotation of a GenBank genome assembly.
AUGAAGUUCAAGUGGAACAGACAUGUCGCAAUACUCGCUUGGCGGUUGUUAAAAACUGAGGCGUACCCAAUUUUCAGCCUUUUCGUUAUGAUCUGCACUAAAAUUGUGCUGGCAGUGGGUCUGGCCGUGAUCUGCUACUCUACAGUUUUGUUCUGCAUCCUCUGCUGUCGCAAAAAGAAAAAAGACAUUGCACCUCUUGACAAAGAGGCCAUUUUAUUGUCUCCAUAUCCACCUGCUGUAACUUUGACUCUCUCUCAGUGCUCGCAACCCAUCAAACAGCAGUAUGAGGAGCUGGAUGGAGACGUUUUAGGCCUUCCAUUGUCUAAAAGUAGUUCGUCCACCUCUGAAGAUGACCUGUCUGCUCUGCCCUCAGAUCCAAGCCCGUCCCCUUCCCCAGCUCUGCUGCCAUGCCCUAAAUCUGUUCCAUUGAGACGCCUCAGCUCUCCAGCAAUUCCCUGUCCUCCUGAAAAGACCCCAGUCCAUGGAAGAGCCUCUCUGCCCUCUCUCACCAAACUCAGUCUCAUGUCCCGGUCAAAGCGGGCCAAGGGCAGGCGCAGCACUGUGAGUGGAGAGAACUUCCUGUGCAAUGAAAGCAGAGGUCUGCGGCCUGAUCCACAGCUAAGGGAUGAGUAUCAGUAUGGAGCCGUGUCAGGAUUCAAGCCCUCUCCCCUCCUACACUUCAGCCUGCUCUUCUCUUCAGUCCAUGGUACACUAGUGGUUAACAUCCUGGGUGUGUCUGGUACUAGUAGAAAGAGAAGCAGUUUUUAUGUGCGAGCCAGUCUCCCUCCCAUAUGUCCCUCCCCACAGCCCUUGUCCUCCCGUCGCCGCAGUUUUAGUCCAGAGCUCCAUAGCCAGAGUGUGCUUCUGCAUGUGGGUGCUGUGGAGGAGUUGUACUUCUGCAGCCUCAGACUGGCUGUCUACAGCAGAGACUUCUCCGGUCUCAGGGAGACCAUGCUGGGUCUUGUAGAGAUGCCCUGUGACCAUCUGGACUUGACACCUGACACAAGCUGCACCUUGACCCGCGAGAUCACUCCCACUAAGAGCAAGCUGAAGAAGAGUGUGAGCUCUCAGGAGACGCUGGUCCAUAGGAAUACACCAGGGUUUGUACCAAAAGUCUUGGGACAAGUGUUCAUCUUGAUGCAGUACCAGUCCCUGGCCCAGCGCAUUAAAUUGAUGGUGAGGAAAGCUGAACACCUGGCCAAGCUCACACGCAUCCCUGGAACCCCAGACCACUAUGUAGUGAUUAACAUGAGGAUGGAUGGAAAGGUGAUUGCAACAAAGGAAACCAAAGCAGUUGGUGGUCUCAACCCGAUCUGGAACGCUCCGUUUCUGUUUGACCUGCCUCCCGGAGACUUAACUCAUCUGCUGUUUGAAUUCAUAGUCAUGCAGGGUCGCCUUUACACCAAGAGCAGUGUGUUGGGCCACGUGCUCAUUGGCUGCAGUGGUCCAGACGAGGGCCAGGCUCACUGGAGGGAGAUGCUGAGCCGGGGGCAAACUGAGUUCGCUCGCUGGCACACCAUUCAGCCUGAUGACUGA